This is a messenger RNA of Tetrahymena thermophila SB210, 2432 nucleotides long. RefSeq names its product kinase domain protein. The record is from RefSeq and is a predicted model, not a curated record. NCBI's taxonomy places the organism in Eukaryota, Ciliophora, Oligohymenophorea, Hymenostomatida, Tetrahymenidae. Gene Ontology annotation, molecular function: GTPase activator activity; small GTPase binding. Gene Ontology annotation, biological process: activation of GTPase activity; nucleocytoplasmic transport. Gene Ontology annotation, cellular component: cytosol; nucleus; perinuclear region of cytoplasm. The transcript is spliced from 22 exons.
AUGGGUGCAUCAGGCUUAGCUUCUGCUUUAGCAAAGUGCAUUAAUCUCUCAAAUUUAAGACUUUGGCUUUAUGAAAAUUAAAUUGGUGAUGAAGGUACAUCAGCUUUAGGUUCAGGUUUAGAAAAGUGCAUGAAUCUCUCAAAUUUGACACUUGAACUUAGUAAUAAUUAAAUUGGUGCAAAGGGUGCAUCAGGCUUAAGUUCUGGUUUAGCAAAGUGCUUUAAUCUCUCAAAUUUGACACUCUAAUUUAAUAAUAAUUAAAUUGGUGAUGAAGGUACUUCAGGCUUAGGUUGUGCUUUAGCAAAGUGCAUUAAUCUCUCUAAUUUGGCACUUUUCCUUAAUUCCAAUUAAAUUGGUGAAAUAGGUGCAUCAGGAUUAGGUUCUGGUUUAGCAAAGUGCAUUAAUCUCUCAAAUUUGACACUUUUUAUUGGUAAAAAUUAAAUUGGUGUAAUGGGUGUAUCAGGCUUAGCUUCUGCUUUGGCAAAGUGCAUUAAUCUCUCAAAUUUGACACUUAACAUUUUUGAAAACUAAAUUGGUGAUGAAGGUACAUCAGCUUUAGGUUCUGCAUUAGCAAAGUGCAUAAAUCUCUAAAAUUUGACACUUCACCUUUAUGAAAAUUAAAUUGGUGAUGAAGGUACAUCAAGUUUAGGUUCUGCAUUAGCAAAGUGCAUUAAUCUCUCAAAUUUGACACUUUACCUUUAUUCUAAUUAAAUUGGUGAUGAAGGUACAUCAGCUUUAGGUUUUGCAUUAGCAAAGUGCAUAAAUCUCUCAAAUUUGACACUUUACCUUAAUAAUAAUUAAAUUGGUGAUGAAGGUAUAUCAGGCUUAGGUUCUGCUUUAGCAAAGUACAUUAAUCUCUCAAAUUUGAGUCUGUACCUUAGUUCCAAUUAAAUUGGUGAAAUGGGUGCAUCAGGUUUAGGUUUUGGUUUAGCAAAGUGCAUUAAUCUCUCAAAUUUGAUACUUGACCUUAGUGAAAAUUAAAUUGGUGAUGAAGGUACAUCAGACUUAGGUUCUGCAUUAGCAAAGUGCAUUAAUCUCUCAAAUUUGACACUUUACCUUUAUGAAAAUUAAAUUGGUGACAAUGGUACUUCAGACUUAGGUUCUGCUUUAGCAAAGUGCAUUAAUCUCUCAAAUUUGGCACUUGACCUUACUGAAAAUGAAAUUGGUGAUGAAGGUGCAUCAGUCUUAACUUCUGCUUUAGCAAAGUGCAUUAAUAUCUCAAAAUUGAGACUCUAACUUAGUUCCAAUUAAAUUGGUGAGAAAGGUACAUCAGACUUAGGUUCUGCUUUAGCAAAGUGCAUUAAUCUCUAAAAUUUGACACUUGAACUUAGAUACAAUUAAAUUGGUGGUGAAGGUACAUCAGGCUUAGGUAUUAGUUUAGCAAAGUGUAUUAAUCUCUCAAUUUUGAAACUUGGUCUUGGUUGCAAUUAAAUUGGUGCAAUGGGCGCAUCAGGCUUAGGUUCUGCCUUAGCAAAGUGCAUUAAUCUGUCAAAUUUGACACUUGACCUUAGUUACAAUUAUUUUGGUGAUGAAGGUACAUCAGGCUUAGGUUCUGGUUUAGCAAAGUUCAUUAAUCUCUAAAAUUUGACACUUAACCUUUAUAAUAAUUAAAUUGGUGAUGUAGGUACAUCAAGCUUAGGUUCUGCUUUGGCAAAGUGCAUUAAUCUCUAAAAUUUGACACUUAACCUUUUUGAAAAUUAAAUUGGUGAUGAAGGUACAUCAGAUUUAGGUUCUGGUUUAGCAAAUUGCAUUAACCUCUCAAAUUUGACACUUAACCUUUUUGACAAUUAAAUUGGUGAUGAAGGCACAUCAGGCUUAGGUUCUGGUUUAGCAAAUUGUAUUAAUCUCUCAAAUUUGACUCUUAGCCUUGAUCUCAAUUAAAUUGGUGCAAUAGGCGCAUCAGACUUAGGUUCUGCUUUAGCAAAUUGUAUUAAUCUCUCAAAUUUGAUACUUGAUCUUGGGUAAAAAUAAAUUAUUUAUUUUGGAUUGUGAUAUUUUUAAUUAUAAAAACUAACUUAAAACAAUAAAGCCCUUUUUUCUUUUUCUUUUUAUUGUGCUUGCUUUUUUUUCUUCUUUUUUUGUUAAUUUAACUCAUCAUUUUAUUUUCAGCUUUUGUUUUAUUAUUAUUAAUUAAUUUUAUUAUUUCAUAUUUUUUUAUUCAUUUUCUCCUUAAAAUUAACUAAAUUUUUGUUUUAAUUUUCAUUAAUAUUUAAAAAGUGACAAUUAAAUUGGUCAUCAAGGUACAUCAGGCUUAGGUUUUGGUUUAGCAAAGUGCAUUAAUCUCUCCAAUUUGACACUUAAGCUUUAGUAAAAACAGUUUAUUAAUUUUGGAUUGUGAUAUUUAAUUAUAAAAACUAACUUAAAACAAUAAACCUCAUUUUUCUUGAGCUUGCUUUUUUUUCCUCAUUCUUUGUUAAUUUAACUCAUCAUUU